Molecule: messenger RNA, 1941 nt
Organism: Syngnathus acus (greater pipefish)
Lineage: Eukaryota; Metazoa; Chordata; Actinopteri; Syngnathiformes; Syngnathidae
Gene: tnip2
Product: TNFAIP3 interacting protein 2
Exons: 6
Coding region: 32-1360 (442 amino acids)
Biological process (GO): cellular response to lipopolysaccharide; regulation of transcription by RNA polymerase II
Molecular function (GO): K63-linked polyubiquitin modification-dependent protein binding
Source: RefSeq, a predicted model, not a curated record
UAAAACUUAACCAAAGCCAAGGGGAAAAAAAAUGGACCCAGCCGACGCUGACAAGACACGGAGCUACAGCACGCUCAACACGCUGUACCACGAGAGCCGACAGGAGAUGGAGCUCCUCGCAAAGCAGCUGGCGAUCAAGGACAACAUCAUAGCCGAGCUCAAGUUGAGGCUGGCCGGCCACGAAAGGAUUUGCAUGGCGGUGGGCGACAAGCAGACGCUGGUGGUCGGGCCGUCCAAGUCACUGCUGGAGAGUUUGUGCAAAGAAAUCUACAAGAUGAAGCAGAAGAGCAUGGAGACGGAUUUGAAAAUGGUCAGAAAAGAAGAGGAGAUCCAGAGGCUGAGCGAGCAACUACGUCAGAAAGAUGAGGAGCUGGAGAACGUCAAGUGUGGCGCAAAGAGCUGCGAGGAAUUGAACGGGGAGCUCGAAAAGGAGCUGGAGCUGCAGAGGCUGCGCUCGACCGAGGCCACCAGGGCCGUGUUGUGCACGUCGCUGGCCGAGGAGGCCGAUCAGCUGCGGGGCCAGCUGGGUGCCACCGUCAAGGUGUGCCGCCAGCUGAUGGCCAAGCUGGAGAAGAGCAAGGCGGGCGAGGAGGCGCAAGCGGGCGACCAAGCUGCAACGCAGCCGCCUGAGACGCCGGACAGAUGUAGGAACUCCCAAACCCGACAACUUGAGCAGGAGAAUCAGCAGCUGAAGCAGCGUGUUGCCUACGUCCAAGGUCUGAACUCGCAGUGGCAGAAGUACGACUCCAGCAGGGAGGACUACAUCCGAGGACUGUGCCAGCGCCUCAAGAGCAUGACGGGGACACCGCUAGUUCCUUCGCUAGCCUCGGCUAGCGCCGCCGUGCUCCGUCAAGAGAUCUGCCGACUCAACGGCUUGCUGAAGGACAAACUGAGCGAGUGCACCAGGCUGCGAGGAGAAGCCAAGGAAGCCAGCAAGAAAGACCGGGAACGCAUCCAGACACUGGAACAGCAGGUACUCAUCUACACGGAGGAUUUCAAGUCGGAGCGGGCCGACCGGGAGCGAGCGCAGGGACGGAUUCAAGAUCUCAAGGAGCAAAUUUGUCACUUGAAACAGCAACUACACAAACAGCAGGGAGCUAGCCGGGAAACCAGGCAGGCCCCCGUGUGUCAUGUGCACAUCGGCCAUCGCACGUCGCGGCGCCACCAUCGGGACGCUGGGGACCGUGCGGGGGCAAGGGUCAACAUGCAACGUCAAUCGGCUCCCUCUGAUACGGUGCCGUCGGCGCUACGGCAUGACGACGCCCCGUCGGAUCUGCAAUGCCCGCGCUGCUUGGCCACUUUUAGCGAGGACGACGCUGCCCGGUACCUCAACCACUGCGAGGAGUGCGCCACCUUGUGAGCACAACCGGGACACUUUGCGCACUACAUGGAAUACCUCAACCUGGACAAAAUGACUUUUAUUUUGCACCUUAUCAGCAACAAUCAUUUAGGACUCAGGUCACGUGUUAAGUCGAAGGCCACCACAUGGUUAAUAAUGGGCAAAUAUUUUUGGAUCUCUAUAUUUCACCAUUUUUGUGCAAUUUCUAUAUGGAAAGAUUGUUUCGGCGCCAUUCCCAUGACAAGGACGUAGCGUUUAACGUUUUCGGAAAACGCCGGUUUUUUUUGUAUUACUAUUUUUACGUAAAACUCCAAAACUAAUAAAAAUAGUAAAGCAAAAAAAAAUGACACACCCCAUCCAAUUUAAAAGAUUUUUGUCAAAAAUAUCACGGUGGGCCGAGACUUCAUUCACGUACUUUGAUGCCGACUGCAUAAGCUUCCUCUUAUUGAAUUAUAAAAUUUCAUUUGGUGCUAGAAAUCUAUUCAUGAUUUAUUAUACUACACAAAAAGCCAUACGAUAUUCUUACACUGUUAGAUUUUUAUAUCAAAUAUAGAAAUAUAUUUAUUUAAUUUGUAAUGUAUGUAAAGAAUGCUAUUUUGGAA